AUGUAAGAAAUGGAUAUUCGGUUAUGCUGACUCCAGGCUAGCAUUUCUUAAAUCCUAGCGACUUUAAGGUAUGUGGACUUCAACUCCUAGAAUUCUGACUGGCUGGGGGAAUUCUGGGAGUUGAAGCCCACCCUUCUUAAAGUUGUGAAACUCUGCUGUAGAUUCUUCCAAUUUUAAUUUAUAAUUUUAUAAAUUAAAUUUAUAAAUACGCUUAUAAUGAAGGAUUUUUUUCCAUAAUGAAGGACUAAGGAAGAGUUUAUUUUAACCUGUCGCAUUUGGAACACAGCUUAUAGAAUGGCACUGUUGUAAAAGUAUGGACUAAGACAGUCGUUUUGUUAGAUGUUUCGUAUGUGUGUGGCAUGUGUAUAAUGAUAGACGGUGCCACAGAUGAAAUGACAGUAUUCCACUAGAUAUUGUGUGAAGUCAUUGCCACACAGAUAAGCUAACUUCCUACUUAGCUUUUUCUAGGUCAUCUAAAACUGGCUAAAUGUGUAUUUGUUACAACUUUCAUCUUUCAUCAAAAGAAUUAAUCGUUUGUAUAUGACAAAGGGGGCAAGACAUUUAUAUGCACAAUGGUAGAAAGAUAAACAAUCCCCACCACUCAAACAUGGAAUUUGAAAUUAAUGGAAUUGGUAGAUAUGGCAAAUGUGAUUAUUUUAAUAAAAGAGAAAGGUACAUUCGGUUUUGCUUCUACAGUGGUACCUUGGUACUUAUCCUUAAUUGCUUCCAAAUAGUGUGUGAUGAGCACCAAAAACGAUGAGAACCAGAUAAUUUUUUCCCAUAAGGAAUAACGUAGUGAGUCACAAGUUCUAGCUUGUGCAUUGAGUAUCAGACAAAGAAUGACUACUUGGACAAAAUUUUUACCUCAAAAUGUGUUGAGUACCAAAUUUGAUGAGUUUCACUGUACUUGGAAACUAUUUAUGGGGUUCUUGCUUGAGAAAAAUGAAGGACUGAUUUUAGGGUUCAAUGAUUAGUUAUGAUUAUAGAAAUAUUGUGUAUUGUUAUUCUUGAUAGUCAUGAAUACAUAUAUACUUGUAUAUUGUAUAUUUUUAUGUUCAUGUUUAAACUUUAUGAUAUAUAAUUUUAAGGCUAUUUGAUUGUUUAAUUUGUAUACUUUUAUACAAUGUGUCUUUGUUUUAACUUAAGAGUAUGAAGUUACUUUAUAUUUGUAUCUAUAUUGAAGAAACUCCCAAGAAUCUUUUUUUUUUCUUGUCGCUUUUAAACCAUUUCCCUUUUUGAUCUCUCCCCUAAUUUUUCCUUUUCUGUUAUUUUGUAAUUCAUCUUUUAUUUUUGAAAUUUAAUAAAGUUCACUUAAAAAAAUAAUUCUUCCAAGGCAAAAAAAAACAGCAGAGAGAAGGUUUUAGCCUCCUCUUUAUACAUAUGUUACAAACCUCUCCGCGUUGAACGGAUGAUGUUUUAAUUCCAGGUGAAACAAGCAGCUUAAUUCAAGAGGAAUUAAGGAAUUCAUUUCUCUCUUGUGUUCUUAGAAGUUUUUUUUUAAACCUUGAAGGAUUUCAGGGGAAAAGGUGCAUACCCCAUAUAGAUACCUAGAGAUUUUAAUGGGAACAGCCUCUUUCUGAGUUAGAAACCAGAUUCACCUAUGUUGGCUAGAUGAGGAAUGGAGAACUAUUUGAGGCAAAAGAAAGGAACAUAUUCCAGCCUCAUUGAAUGAUCCAUUUCCUAGAAUUUUCUUUAACUAUUUCAACCAUUUGCAAGUCUCUGGAACUUCAAGCAGCAUCACAAGGUCCUUCUAUACAUUGCAGGGUUGGUAAAUCCCUCUAAGUAGAUUAAAUCAGCCUUAAAUUCUUCCUCCUACAUUUUAAAUAGCCCACUGAUUAGCUUGCUGCCUUCCUAACACUUCAAGGUAUCACUGUGGGUGAAAAAAGGUAAGAAAUACCCUUACUAUUUUUGAUUACAAGCCUAAAUUAUCUGUAGAGUAAUGCUGAAGUGGUUUUUUUAAAAAAAAUAAAGUCUGUUUUGUUUUCGGUUGGGUUUGGUACCUUACUUGUUCAUGGCUUAAAAUAAAAACAUUAUGUACAAGGAUUUUAAAAACGUUGCCAGAAGAACAAAUGAUUCUAAAUACCAACAAAAUAAAACUGAAGUUUUUGUAAGACUUGUUUCACUCACUAUGUAUUUGCACCUGAUCAAUUGUUUAGUUAAAUUUGGGUUUUAAUUGUUUAUUUUUUAAAAAAAGUUGUAUUUUUAAUUGUUCUACUGUACCCUGCCUGGAGUCCCAUUCAUGAGAUGGACAGCCAUACAGAUUUGAUAAAUAAAAGAGAAAUUGUUGGUUUACUUUCAUUUCUCCUACUAUAAAUUCUUUAGUCUUUCUUGGGCAUCAGCAGAUGGCUGUGGUCCAAGUUUUUUGUAUGAACAGAAUAAAGUAAUUAGUGAGUGAAAAAAAGGUGCAAGGAAAGAAAGAGCGGGGAAAAAGGAAAGAAAAAGAAAGGAAAAGUUAUAGAGAAACUGCUUCCAACCUUCACAGCAAUUAUAAGUACAUUUAUAUGUUACCUCUCUCUAAAAUGACAAUAUAAUUUCCUUUGUAGCAUAGCCUGUCCUUUCUAAUCAUCAAACCCGUCAAUCACGUUCAUUUUUUCCCCAUUUUUUCUGGAAAAAAAAGUCUAUAGGGGAUUUCCAGUCAGUAAUAAAUGUAAUUAUUGUGUCUAAUCAACCAACUUCCUGUUUAUCUGUUAUUAUUAUUUUUAAGUCAGGAAGAAAGCCAUACCUGUCACUUCUGCUCUCCUCUCUUUCAGCGGCCUGCCAAGAUGUGUGACCAAACCUUUGCGGUCAAUAUUUUUGGGCCGUGCGACAUUUGUAGCAAAGAGAAGGUUCUUCAACAAAUAUAUUGUAAGUCGGAGAAACGCAGCUGCUGUGCGUUAUGCGUGAAGCAGAUGGCAACCGAAGGGCUGCAGGAGAAGGAGAGCCUGGCCGUGCUCAAGACCGAGGCGGAGAGCCUGAAGGGCAAGCUGGAGGAGGAGAGGGCCAAGCUGCACGACGUGGAGCUGCAUCAGGUGGCGGAACGCGUGGAGGCUUUGGGACCAUUUGUGAUGAAGACACGGAGGACCCUGAAAGGCCAUGGCAACAAAGUCCUCUGUAUGGACUGGUGCAAGGACAAAAGAAGAGCUGUCAGCUCUUCCCAGGACGGGAAGGUGAUCGUUUGGGAUGCCUUUACCACCAAUAAGGAGCAUGCGGUGACGAUGCCCUGCACAUGGGUGAUGGCAUGCGCCUAUGCUCCGUCUGGAUGCGCCAUUGCAUGUGGUGGUCUGGAUAACAAAUGCUCAGUAUACCCCCUGACCUUUGAAAAAAACGAGAACAUGGCCGCUAAGAAGAAAUCCGUCGCAAUGCAUACUAACUACUUGUCAGCUUGCAGCUUCACUAAUUCUGAUAUGCAGAUCUUGACGGCAAGCGGUGAUGGUACCUGUGCCCUCUGGGACGUUGAAAGCGGGCAGCUUCUACAGAGUUUCCACGGACACGGGGCGGAUGUCUUGUGCCUGGACCUCGCUCCUUCAGAAACGGGGAACACGUUUGUAUCGGGGGGGUGUGAUAAAAAGGCAAUGAUCUGGGACAUGCGAACCGGACAAUGCAUUCAGUCCUUUGAAACCCACGAGUCGGAUAUUAAUGGUGUCAGGUACUACCCAAGCGGAGACGCCUUUGCCUCUGGAUCAGAUGAUGCCACAUGCCGUUUAUAUGACCUCCGAGCAGACAGAGAGGUGGCCAUCUAUUCCAAAGAAAGCAUCAUCUUCGGAGCGUCCAGCGUGGAUUUUUCUCUUAGUGGACGUUUAUUAUUUGCGGGCUACAAUGACUACACCAUCAACGUUUGGGAUGUCCUGAAAGGCUCUCGCGUCGCCAUUUUGUUCGGCCACGAGAACCGCGUUAGCACGUUGAGAGUUUCGCCCGACGGGACUGCGUUUUGUUCUGGAUCGUGGGAUCACACUCUACGGGUCUGGGCUUAAGUAGCAGGGCAGUUUCCCAACAUGUAUUCGCCUAGGGAAUCAUAGGAUCACACACCCCACGGAACAUCCGUUUAAUGGGGGGGGAGGAAAUCUAUCACAAAGACUCUGUCACAACCUUAAUUGGAUGGUGAAAAGAUGGAAAGAGACAUACCUUGUUAGUAUUUAUUCCGUAGCUGCCCAAUUCAAAUAUAUAUAU
This is a messenger RNA of Pseudonaja textilis, 4146 nucleotides long. Lineage: Eukaryota; Metazoa; Chordata; Lepidosauria; Squamata; Elapidae. The record is from RefSeq and is a predicted model, not a curated record.